GGAAAAGACGAUAGUGAUGGUUCAUCUUCAUCGUCGUCGUCUUCUUCCUCAAGCGCGUCAUCGAGAUCAUCAUCUCGGGAAUCUUCACCAAGGAGAGAUGCGGGUAGUGAAGAUGACGAGGCUAAGGCAGAGGCUAGACGAGAAGUGGAGACGGUGCAAGAGCUGGCAAGAGCUCGAAUGUCUCGAUACAAAAUCGCAAAGAUUGUAUAUGCCCCAUUUUUUGCGAAGACUGUCAUUGGCUGUUUUGUGCGAGUUGGAGCUGGAGGAUACGCGGGAAAGUCCAGAUACAGGCUUUCCCAAGUUAUGGAUGUUGUGGAAAUGAAUAGAGUUUAUACUUUUGACAAUCUUAAGACGAACAAAGGACUAAAACUAAAAUAUGGUACUGACGAACGUGUUUUCCGCAUUGAAUUCGUUUCGAAUGCUGAAUUUGGUCAAGAAGAGUUUUCUGAUUGGAGAGCUGUCACCAAAGAGGAGUGCGGUUCGUUACCGACUAUGGACCAUAUAGAAAAGAAGGAGCAAGAUAUCAAGAAAGCCAUGAAUUUCAACUACACUGAUGAGGUUAUAGAAUAUAUAGUGAACGAGAAAAAGAAGUUCUCUGAUACGGUGAAAAACUUCGCCAUGACCAAAGGCGAACUAAUGAAGAAAAAGCUAAUUAGCCCGUGCAAAGAAGGUGCGGGGCAGAAGAUUGCGGGAAUUCCAUAUAAGCGACAUGCGUGUUUGUAUGAAGGUCAUAUUGCACUGAUUAAUUAUCCGGUUCGCGUUUUCGGUAGCAUAAAUGCGAUAGAUAUUGAUUGA
Messenger RNA from Cylicostephanus goldi, 795 nucleotides. NCBI's taxonomy places the organism in Eukaryota, Metazoa, Nematoda, Chromadorea, Rhabditida, Strongylidae. The record is from the annotation of a GenBank genome assembly.